Molecule: messenger RNA, 345 nt
Organism: Acanthoscelides obtectus
Lineage: Eukaryota; Metazoa; Arthropoda; Insecta; Coleoptera; Chrysomelidae
Source: the annotation of a GenBank genome assembly
AUGGAUCACGAGCGAUUGAAAAAAAAUAGAUACUCUCUUAAAGCCCUUUCAAGGGAGAGAAGCCUGUUGAAUAUGACGCGAGAUGAACUUGCACACAUACCGAAAGAGGUACUUAUAUGCUGCACGCCAAAUGAAAUAGCACAUGUAUGGAACAAACCGCCGGAUUAUUUGAAGGAGGACGCUGAUAUACAGCGAUUCCAAUUCUGCUGGGAACACCAUGGAAUAAGCAGGAGUGAUGAUGAAGCAGAUGGACCGCCACCAAGGAAAAUAUUUUGUUGUUACUGUAACAUGCAAGAUAUCAAUGUUAAAAAUACAUCUGAAUCAAACUACUGUUGUAAUCAAUAA